AAUUUUACACUUUAUACGCGAUUGCUUGUUUCUGUGAACGGAGUUUAAGCAAAACGUUCCUUUUCGAAUUUCUUUACAAAAUUUUUAUUUUAUUAUAGAGAAAACUUUCUCUUUUAGCGACGUUCUACAAACUUCUGUUUCUCUGUUGCUUAAAAGUUUACAAAAUAAAAAAUUAAAAAGUAAACUUAAAAAAUAUCAAAAUAAAAAAAAUAUUUUGAAUAUUACUUUCUCGAACGAUAUGAGAUAAGUAACCAUAACAGGAAAACAUGAUCUCACAGUUAUCAGCUUAAAUUCACAUAUAUUUAUAAAAUAAUUUACCGCUUUUGUUAAAAGCUGAAAAAAAAUCGAUAGAAAAAAAGAAGCAACAUUUUAGUGUCGAAGCAGAAAAUUAAUUGAAAGUCUGUAAUUUCUGUAUAAUAACAUCAAAACAUUUGGUAGGUGCAUGUGUUUUCGCAAUUCAUUUAUAUUCAUUAAGAGAAAUGUCGGAGAGCGAUCGACAUAUUUGCUUACAGGUUAAGAAUAAAGGAAAGAGCAUCGUAAAGAGUCUAUAAACGGUAUAUGGAAGUAUAAGAAGGAAAAGAGUGUGUAAAUUAAAACUAAGCUAAGCGAAGAAGAAGCAAUCAGCGAAAUGUCUCAAAGGCAAAAAUUUGAGUAUAUUAUAUUGCAACUAAAAUAUGAGUACAUAUGCGCCAAAAACAAAUUAGCCACCUGCAUACGCAACUGCCAAACUCCGUCCGAGCACAUUCCUGAUAAAAAAGACUGGGCUCUCAGUGUUCUGAAACGCGACAAGGAUCGUCAUUUAUGUAAUGCUUUGGUUAACUACACUAUAUGGAUCAUUCCAGUGAACAACGUCGCCCUGCUAACCACAUAUGGCUACAGUUUUGACAAGGUUUUGCUAAUAUUUGGGUAUAACAAAAUAUAUUGGACUUAUUACGAUGAUCAUCACAUCGUUCAAGGUUCGUCUAAUAUAGCAGUAACUUGCUGUGGUUGUUGCCUUAAUCGACACUAUCCAAAAAUAAUAAAGAAGGUUCAAACUUGUUUGAAAGAAAGUAAAUUCAUUUUCACAGACUUAAUAUAUAUUAACGGAACGUUGCAAGUGCCGGAUUUACGGAGCUCACCGGAAUUGGAGGAAAUGUAGGAUUAGCCUUCUGAAUUCAAAAAAAAAGAAAACAAAAGAAAAAUAUAUAUACAUAUAUAAACAUUUGUAACAGAGUUAAAUCAGAACUAUGCCAAACAAACCUCGACAAAUUUAUUUUGUA
This is a messenger RNA of Glossina fuscipes, 1259 nucleotides long. RefSeq lists its product as uncharacterized. Bases 629 to 1138 code for a protein of 169 amino acids. Lineage: Eukaryota; Metazoa; Arthropoda; Insecta; Diptera; Glossinidae. The transcript is spliced from 4 exons. The record is from RefSeq and is a predicted model, not a curated record.